Molecule: messenger RNA, 1437 nt
Organism: Tripterygium wilfordii
Lineage: Eukaryota; Viridiplantae; Streptophyta; Magnoliopsida; Celastrales; Celastraceae
Product: nicotianamine synthase-like
Exons: 1
Coding region: 397-1359 (320 amino acids)
Biological process (GO): nicotianamine biosynthetic process
Molecular function (GO): nicotianamine synthase activity
Source: RefSeq, a predicted model, not a curated record
CAUAAGCUUUUCACAAGGCAGUCCGGGAGUGCCUCCUUUUCUUAUCUAUGGUGCUGUGUCUCAUCAUCCCAUUGCUGGCGUGCAAAAGCAUUGGCAGACUAUGCAUCACUUUGCGGCUAAAUUACGGAAAAUGAGCAUAUUGGUUUGCUCUUCCUAGGCAUUCUACUCAGAGCAAGAGCAAAAUGGCCUAAUGGAUGGAAGAAGAAACCCACCAGACAUGAAUGCACCAAAUGCAGAACCGGUUGUCUGAGUGGUCAUGGCUCUAGUGCCUCCUGACUAAGACCACUGCUUCAUUGAGUCAUUCUGUCACCUCUGCUCUAACUCUCAUCUUACUUAUAAGUAUGAGAGAGUACUCUGCUCUUUACUUAUUCAAACCCUCAUAUCUCUACUAUCCUCAUGGGUUGCCAAGAGGAGUUGCUUGUGGAAAAAGUCUGUGAAAUCUAUCACAAAAUUUCUAGCUUAGACAAUCUCAAACCCUCAAUUCAUGUCAACAGCCUUUUCACCCAACUUGUGGAAACAUGCAUCGCCCAAUGUCACAUUGACAUUACAAAGUUGAGUGAGAGAGUGACUGAAGUAAGGUGGAAACUAAUAAACCUUUGUGGGGAAGCUGAGGGACACCUAGAGAGUCAUUUUUCUGCACUCAUAUUAGCUGAUCACCAGAACCCCAUCAAGAACAUCAGUCUCUUCCCUUACUAUUCCAAUUACCUCAAACUCACCCAACUUGAAUUUUCACUGCUUAGCAAAAGUUGCACUCGGGUUCCUAACCGGAUUGCCUUCGUGGGUUCUGGCCCUCUCCCUCUCACCUCGAUCGUCCUGGCCAGAGAUCACCUCAAAACUACUUGCUUUCAUAACUAUGAUAUUGAUUCAUCAGCGAAUUCUAAGGCCGUCAAAUUAGUUUCAUCGGAUCCUGACUUGUCGAAGAGAAUGUUUUUCCACACAGACGAUAUUAUGAAUGUAUCAAGUGAGUUGAGACAAUAUGAAGUUGUCUUCUUGGCUGCUCUAGUUGGAAUGGACAAGAAAGGGAAGGCUCAAGUAAUUACUCACUUGUCUGAGCACAUGGCUCCUGGAGCUUCUAUUCUGCUGCGAAGUGCACACGGUGCUCGAGCAUUCCUAUACCCAGUUAUCGAUCCUAGUGAACUUCUUGGCUUUGAAGUUCUUUCAAUCUAUCAUCCAACAGACGAAGUCAUUAAUUCAGUGAUCGUUGCACGGAAGGUACUAAGGCCUAUUCAUUCACUGAAUCAAGGGGUUGGUUCUACAAUAUUGCCUGGUAAAUGCUCUGAUAUGCAUGACUUCAAUCUGUUAAGCCAUGGCAACAAGAUCGAGGAAGUGACCAUUGAGGAGAAGCUGAAGCUGUCCUAAAUCCUCUUUUGUACCCCUCUUACAAAGUUCAUGUCUGAGUCAUGUCCUCACCUGAUGAUUCCAAUCAAGUGUUUUCAA